AUGACGAAACCUGUCGCUGCAAGCGCCGUUUACCGCCUUGCUGGCCUGGGGGGGAUACUGGCUGGGCAGACCAUAACCCCAAAGCCGGAAGGCAGUGCUCGCGAUAAGCCCCAGCCUCACGCAUGGACUGUACGGUCUGGGGUGUAUACCCCACGCCAAGUGGUUGAAGGUUUGGGUCCCCUUCUGGACACAGUCGUCUACCGUCUGAGCGAGGAUGCCCCAGAUACGAGACCCGCCAGGGCAUUGCUCCUCGACAAUAUUGCCUGCAACUUGGCCACCCACACUCGCAAGUCCACCCUGCCCUUCCAGAAAGAUGUGCGCGAUCUCUCACGCAGGGAAAUGAAGGAGCAGGCCGAUCGAAUCGGAAAGACUCUGGUCAAAUGGGCACGGGAGGCCUCCAACGGCCCCUUCGAACCCGAACUCAACAUCCGCAGCCCAUGCGAGAAUCAUCUGCUUACACCGAUAAAUGUCGAGCUCAUGUUCGGGCGUCGCAGUCAGCCGCACCUAAUGCAACUGCUCAAUGAAUAUAUGCACCAGAUGGUGCUGCUUCGCGACGCUCUCCUUCCGUUCCGAAACUUCGAAGAGGUCCUAAUUCCCAUCGAUGGUAAGGCUACCCGGGGCAUCCGUCAUGUGGAGCCCAGUCGCACGCAAUUUAUGACGCUCCUCGUCACCAAGGGCGUGACUCAGGUGUUGGUGCUAGCUUACCACCUGACUUACGCUAAAGCGCUUCUGGCGCCAGAUCUACCCCGGACCGACACAGGUGGUUAUGGCUUCCAGUACGAGCAUGGCUCCAUCCUGCCGGCCGUCCUGAGCGGCGGAGAGACCCAUUUCCACUUGGUGGAGUAUGUCCCAGCCAAGCUCGAUCCAUCCCAGAAGAACAUUCUAUUCGACUACGAAUUCUCAGAUUAUUAUACUGCCCCGCGUCGUGAGAUUCCAGCUGGCUCCCAGGUGCAGGCCGAAGAGCUGCUGAAGUUUCCCUCCGCGUCUGCAUCUCCCGUCAUCCAAAUUGCCAGUCUGGGCCUGGUGCCCUCGACCGACUCCACUCCCGUCCGUCAACUGGAGCUCUGCCUAGAGUUAAAAAACGGCAAGUGCGUCGGCGUCGAUAUCGGUCAGAUUUCCCGCGGCCAUCGCUACGCGUACCAGGCACUCUCGGGCAAGGAGCUGGACCUCCCGACUCGGGCUCCUAUCGUCCACUCGGCCCUGGACGUUCUCUUGCACCCCGGCUGUGGUCUUAUCACUGCAAAGCAGGGCGGUACCCAUGUCAUCCCGACCGUGGAACCCAUUGUCGCUCUCGCAACUCUAGGCAAGCUGUAUCCGGAGAACGUUGUGCUCCUGCCGGAGAAUGGUGGCCUCAGCCAGACUGGGAAGGUUGGUAAGGGUUUCGAGCCUAAAUUCAUUAUCUGGGGUGGUGUGAAACAUGGUGGCUACAAGGGACGCUUCUGA
Messenger RNA from Penicillium canariense, 1443 nucleotides. RefSeq lists its product as uncharacterized. Lineage: Eukaryota; Fungi; Ascomycota; Eurotiomycetes; Eurotiales; Aspergillaceae. Bases 1 to 1443 code for a protein of 480 amino acids. The record is from RefSeq and is a predicted model, not a curated record. The transcript has 2 exons.